Pyricularia pennisetigena is the source of this 780-nucleotide messenger RNA. RefSeq lists its product as uncharacterized. NCBI's taxonomy places the organism in Eukaryota, Fungi, Ascomycota, Sordariomycetes, Magnaporthales, Pyriculariaceae. The record is from RefSeq and is a predicted model, not a curated record. Bases 1 to 780 code for a protein of 259 amino acids. The transcript has 2 exons.
AUGACUAAAAUGGGUGGAAUCAGGCUCACAACCGCAAGAAUUACUCCCGAAAUCCUCCCGAGGUCUUCUUCGUCGGGGAAAAAGGUCGAUUACUGUUUUAUAAUCAAUGGUGCGUCCGCUUUCGACCAGCCGGCUAUGGAGGCGGCCAACAGGGCUGGCACAUGGAAGACACCGGCACAAAUCAUCGAGAAACUGCGGCGCAGAACGCCCGGAACAUCAAUCAAUCAUACCGACUUUGGCCCACUGAACAAAUGGCCCAUCGCCCUUAGCGUCGAAACGAAAAGACCCGGCGAGUCGGGCGAGAAGGCAGAGCUGCAGGUGGGGGUCUGGCAGGCCGCACAGUGGAGGUUGCUCGAAUGGCAACGGCAGGAACAAAAGCACAAACUGCAGAUUUCACGGCAUUCACAACAAUCACUGGCCGCUAUGGAUGUGGAAGACGAGAGAAUUGAAGGAGAGGCGAUGGUCCGGGUCAUGGGCCAGAAUAAUGCCGCAGUUACCGUAACCAGCCAGACCUCGAUACCUCCUAUCACACCUGAUUUAGCGUUUCUCCCGGCACUUAUAAUUGUCGGCCACGACUGGAAAUUCGCAGCCACGACUCGAGAGGAUUGCGAUGGCGGCCGGACAGUACUGUGGACGGAAUCUACGAUUGGUAGCACCAGCAAUCUGCUCGGCAUCUAUAGGAUUAUCUGGUGUGUCCGCCGGCUGGCAAGGUACGUAGAGGAAAGGCAUUGGCCGUGGUACUCUGAGCACAUUCUAGGCCUGCAUCUCGAGACAGAGUGA